AUGGAGAGAGAGCGAGAAGGCAGGGAAACGCGCAUAGGUGGGGGGGGGGGGGUGGGGGGGUGGGGGCGCGAGCGAGAGAAGAGAGAGCGACGAGCGCGCGCGACGAGAGCGUUGAGAGUGGAGAAAGGACGGGGAGGAAGGAACGAGGAGAGAGGCGAGAGAGAAAGAGAGAGAGGAGAGCGCGACAGAGGAGGACUAGAGAGCGAGAGAGCGAGCGCGCGCUCUCAGGCAGGACGGGACAGCGCGAGGGGGAGCGCGAGGCGCACGCGCGCGCGCCGGACGGGACAGGGGCGGCGAGGCGCGCGCGGCACCCGACGGGGACAGAGCUAUGGGGGUGGUGGGUGGAGCUUAUAGUAGACGUAAUGUUAAUAUAUAUUGUAUAUCUUCGAUCUAUGCUCGAUAGAUUAUAGCUAUAUCUAUAUCUAUAUAUAUAUCCUCUACUAUCUCUAUAUCACUAGCUAGGUAACCUUUACUUUACAUCUCUAUUUGUGUUGUCUCUUCGUCUCUCUCUCUGUCUCUUCUCUUUCCUGUACUUUACAUACAUUCUCGCUCUCUCUCAUAUUCUUCUCUCUCUCUAGUUUCUCAUCUCUCUCUCUAUCUCUCUCUCUCUCUCUCUCUCUCUCUCUCUCUCUCUCUCUUUCUCCUUACUUUUACAUUAUUUGUGUGUGUCUCUCGCUCUCCUUACUUUCAUGCGCGAGGGGGGGUGGGGCGCGCGCGCGCGCGCGCCGGACGGGACAGCUAAGAGGAGGCGCGCGCGGCCCGCAGGACGGUAAGCGCGAGGGGGGGGGGGGCGCGGAGCCGGAAGGACAGCCGAGGCGCGCGUCGCGCCGGACGGGACAGUCGGCGAGGCGCCGAGCGCAGGACGGGAACAGGAGGGGGGGAGGGGGAGGAGAGAGAGAGAAGAAGCCGAUGCGACAGAGGAAGAGUAGAGAGGACGAGAUGAGAGAUGAGAGUGUUUAGCCCUGUCUAUUAGCUAGCUAUCUCUCGAUCGCUAUCCCCCUACUAACCCGUGGCAUAUCUAUGGUGUGUCUCUCUACUCCUUACUUUACAUUCUAUAUUUAAUCUCUCUAUAUAUACGUCUCUCGCCUCUCCUUACUUUAAAUAUCGAGUCUCUCUCUAGCUCCUCCUUACUUUUACAUAUCUAUUUGGGUGUAUCUAUAUUUAUAAGUACUUUACAUUAUAUUAUCAUCUCUAGCUCUCUAUCUCUCUCUAUCAUCAUCUCUCUACUCUCUCUCUCUCUACUCUUUAUCUCUCUAUCUAUCUCUCUCUCUAUCCACUCUAUGUCUCUAGAUCUCUCUCUAUCUCUCUCUUCUCUCUCUCUAGCUCUCUCUUCUCAUUACUUUACAUCUCUAUUUGGCAUAUCUCUGUCUCUUAACUUACACUCCUAUUAUCUCUAUCUCUAUAUCUCUCUAUUAUCUCUCUCUAUAUCUCUCUCUCUCUCUUAUAUACCUCUCCUUAAUUUACAUAUCUAUUCCUCUUUAUCUCAUUAAUUAAAUCUAUAUUUGUGUGUCCUCUCUAUCUCCUUUACUUUACAUCUCUAUUUCUCUCUAUCUCCUCUCUCUCUCUAAUCUCUCUCUCUCCUCUCUCUCUCUCUAUAUCCUUACUGUACAUCUCUAAUUUAUGGUUUGUCUAUCUCUACUGACUUUAAAUCUCCUAUUAUUCUCUCUCUCUCUCGCUCUUCGUCCUUACUUUACAUCUAGAUUCUUCAUCUCUCUCAUCUAUAACUGUGCAUCUCGGUUCUUCCUCUCUCUCUUUACUUUGCAUCUGAUAUAUAUCUCUCUCUCUCUCUCUCUCUUCUCUCUCGCUCUCUCUCGCUCUCUACUAAAAACUUUAAAUCUCUAUUCUCUCUCUCUCUCUCUCUCUCUCCUACUUUUAAAUCUAUUUUCUCUCUCUCUCUCCUUACUUUACAUCUUUUUUUUCCCCCCCCCUUAUCCUUUUUCUUCCCCUCCUUUUUCCCUUCUCUCUUCUCGCUCCUUACUUUACAUCUCUAUUUGUGUGUGUCUUCUCUCUCUCUCUCCAUCUGUAUUAUUUUCUCUCCCUCUCUCUUCCUCUCCCCUCUCUCUUUAUCUUCUCUCUCUUUUUCUGGCCACCUCUCCCUCUCUCUCUCUUCCUCUUUCUCUCUCUCCGUCUGUCUUUCUAUCCAUCAUCUGACAGAAGGUUUAUCAGGGUGGGGUUGCUUGUGCCAAAGAGGCUCAGUCUGAAGGAUUAUCAUUGUGCUAUUGUAUAACACACACAUACACAAGCACGCACACACACACACACACACACACACUAAACCCCACAGUGUAGGCCGAAUUGGAGUGUAUAGGCAUGAUCAAACACUAACCCCAACCCCCACCCCCUACACACACCCACACACACUCACACACACAUGUACACACAAUCUCAGAUCAAGGCUUGAAGCAAUGUUGUAAACAUCAGCAUGUCUCACAUCGGCAGACACCACCCAAAGAGAGAGGGAGCGUGAUAAAGGAGGAUAAAGCAGAGACGGAGAGAAAAAACACUCAUAACCUCACCAUGGACUCAAAGUCUUUGUGAUCUGGAUUUGAUGCUGUUACAGAGGAAAAGAGGACAGCAAGAGAGGAGAGAACAGUUGUGUUGUGAUAUACAUUUUGUGAUCUUGGUGUCGGGAGCGCAGAGGAAGAGAGGAGAGCUCAGUGUGCGUUCUACUGUGUGACAGAACUGGAACAGUGGAAGGAACAGUGGAGAUGAGAACACCAGCCAGUGGAACACAAAGAGAAAAAAAGAGAGAGAGAGCCGGCAAUCACUAGGAUGGAGGAAGAUAUUGUCUGUCAGACAGUGGAAGAGAGGAGGAGAAGGGGGAGUUCUGGAGUGGAGGAAGGGUCACGCAGUAUGAGGAAUCUUUAUGACAACUCCUCACUGCACAGGGUUUCCAACGGUAUAUGACAGCUUCUGUUCUUUUUGUUUACUAUUCCACCAGUCAUUUACUAGCAUCCCUCUCAUAAGGAUUAGAGUCUACUAAAAGGACACAGAUGGUACCUAUUGUCUUGGUCUUUGGACUAGCAGAUGUCUUUCAUUUUAUCUCUGUGGUCAUACUCACAUAUGGUUCAUUUCAAGUUUUCUAUUUCUUACUUUUAGUUUAGAAAAUUGCUCAGUGGGCUAAGACAGUGUUAGUGGCGCUGGUUGGGUACAAAUGGCUUUAGCUGUCUAUGUUGUUACCGUAGCUUGGUGGCAUGCGGGAUGGAUAUAGUGGACCAUCUGACGUACCUGAAGCAGUGGCUUUAGCUCAGUGGGCUAACUCUGUGCAUGGUUGUGCUCCCCAGAUGACCGUAGCUCUGCGGCGAGCGGGAUAGAUGUGGCGGACCGCCUGACAUACCUGGAGCAGCGGAUGCAGAUGCAGGAUGAUGAGAUCCAGCUUCUGAAGAUGGCCCUGGCAGACGUCCUCAAGAGACUCAACAUCUCAGAGGAACACCAGGUCGCCAACGCCAAGAAAGGACCUGCUGAGAAAGGUACACUCACACACACACACACACACACACACACACACAGUGGAGUCUGAAAUUAUUGACACCCUUGAUAAAGAUUAGCAAUAAUGACUGUAUAAAAUAAAUAAUUCAAAUACUGAGCUAUAUUAUAUGCACCAAAAAAAGUGGAAAUGCUAUUAUUUUAUACUAAUACAAUUGCUCAGAAAAAAAGAUUUUGUUUAACAAGUAAUCUUUUUUUUCUCAAAAAGUUAGGAGUCAAAGUUAUUGACACCCCUAAAGAUUCUUUAUAAAUAAAGUAGUGAAAAGUUUAGUAUUUGGUCCCAUAUUCCUAGCAAGCAAUGACUACAUCAAGCUUGUGACUCUACAAACUUGUUGGAUGUAUUUGCAGUUCGUUUUGGUUGUGUUUCAGAUUAUUUUGUGCCCAAUAGUAAAUCAUGUAUUGUGUCAUUUCGGAGUCACUUUUACUAUAAAUAAGAAUAGAAUAUGUUUCUGAACACUUCUAAAUUAAUGUGGAUGCUACCAUGAUUACGGAUAAUCUUUAAUGAAUCGUGAAUAAGGAUGAAUGAGAAAGUUACAGAGGGUCAAAGAUCAUACCCCCAAGACAUGCUAACCUCUCACCAAUACCAAUAACAGGGGAGGAUAGCAUGUCUUGGGAGUAUGAUCUUUGACCCUCUGUAACUUUCUCACUCAUCAUUAUUCACGAUUUAUUCAGGAUUAUCCAUAAUCAUGGUAGUGUCCACAUUAAUGUAGAAGUGUUUAGAAGCAUAUCAUAUUCUUAUUUACAAUCGUCUGAGACCAGCCACCCGGACAGCUGAUGAAAUGAGGAGUAUUUAUGUCUGUAAUAAAGCCCUAUUGUGGGGAAAAACAAAUUCUGAUUGGCUGGGCCUUGCUCCCCAGUGGGUGGGCCAGUCUCCCAAGUAGAUUAGGGCCUAAUGAAUAUAUUUCAAUUGACUGAUUUCCUUAUAUGAACUGUAACUCUGAUGAAUGUUGUGUUUAUAUUUUUGUAAACGCAACAUGGUUGGGCGUACUGCCAAAUUCUCUAAAACAACGUUAGAGGCGCUUAUGAUAAAUGAACAUUCAAUUAUCUGGAAACAGCUCUGGUGGACAUUCCUGCAGUCAGCAUGCCAACUGCACGCUCCCUCAAAACUUGAGGCAUCUGUGGCAUUGUGUUGUGUGACAGAACUGCACAUUUUAGUGGCCUUUUAUUGUCCCCAGCACAAGUUGCACCUGUGUAAUGAUCAUGCUGUUUAAUCAGCUUCUUGAUAUGCCACACCUGUCAGGUGUAUGAAUUAUCUUGGCAAAGGAGAAAUGCUCACUAACAGGGAUGUAAACAAAUGUGUGCACAAAAUUGGGGGAAAUAAGCUUUUUGUGCAUAUGGAACAUUUCUGGGAUCUUUUAUUUCAGUUCAUGAAACAUGGGACCAACACUUUACAUGUUACGUUUAUAUUUUUGUUCAGUAUAUAUAUAUGGUCUCAUGGCAAUUCGUAUUAUUCUGUACGUAACUCUGUGACACUCCAUAUAGUAUGAUACUGUAUGUUACAUUAUGUUAGGUUACAUUAUGAAUAGAAUAGUGGUCGUACAAUAUCAUACGAAUUAGAGGAAGUAUAGUAUCAUAUGUCUUACCCAGUCGUACAAUAGCACGAAUUGGAGGAUGUAUAGUAUUAUGUGUCUUUCUCUGAGACCAGGUUGCUUGUUGCGUCAUAUCAACAAAGGAGAAUUAUGGGGAGAAUUUACAUUGAUGGUUAGGUGAACUAAAGACAAAGGUUGGGUGAAUUUACGUGAAAGCUUAGGUGAACUGGGUUAAGCUUAGAAUAAGGGUUAGGGUAAGGGUUAGGGGAAGGGUUAGCUAAAAUGCUACAGUUGUCCCUGACGCGACUCGAACACACAACCUUUGGAUUGUUAGAUGGUCGGAUUUGGAUUACACCCACCCAUCCUUCACGACCAACCACCCUACUUUUGUUUCUGUCUAAAGUAACUAGAUCAUUAGUACAUACAGUAUCCUAUGUCUUGGAGGUGCUCAGAAAUGUGUAUAGUAUGUUUCGUAUGGUUCUGAGGCAAUGCUACAUACACACACCCCCUCCUCACCCACAUUUCCCCUAUGCACCAGCAGCUAGGCCUGUGUCUCUGGGCCUGCCUUCCAGAACAUCAAUGAACAGUCUUGCCUCUCUGAAGAAAAGCUCCACAACCUCUACACUACCAUCUACCUCCACUGCACGGAACUACAGCCCCUUACCAGGAGCAUCAGCCAAGAGGUAUAGUACACAGUCACUAACCGUCACCUGCAAACACAGAGAGGUACAGUAUGAUUACUACACCUCUACUCUAACUCCAUACAUUUCAACAAAUUAAUCACACACUUGCUGUUGUCCCACUCUCUCUAAUGUAUCUCUCCUCCGCCGCUCUCUUUCUUUCUUUCUCCCCCCUCCCCCUUUCUCCCUCAGUGGUGUGAAGAGUUCAGCAGGCAGUGUGAAGGAGAAUCCAUGUACCUCUAAGACGGCUCGGCCCGGCCCCCGACCUGGCCCCGCAGGCUCAACAGCGGCCCCCGGCAGUAAGAAAGCUGAUAGGUAGGUUAGUAGACAGAUACUGCACAGGAACUUAGACGUCUGUGUCAGUAAGAGGGAAGUGGUGUUUAUAUGUGUUCUGAACAUAGCCACUCUGAACAUAGUAGGGGUGUUGAGGGUGCUGUAGCACUCCUGCAAAAUCUGAAGACAUUUUUGUUGGGAUUUCUCACAAAAGUAGUGCACUGGGCCUUUAUAAGUCCUGCAUUAGCGGCACCCCCAUCCCCAAACAUCUUCCCGUGGCUAUAACUGUUCUGUACUGAGUCUAUACGUCUCUUACGUAGUCUCAAAUAGAUCUCUAGAGCAGGAUUCACAACUCUGGUCCUUGAAGGCUUGCUGGUUUCCAUCCUUGUUUGUCAAUCAGACACUGGUUUAUAUCUGUGUCUGGGUAACCUGGUCUAUUAACUAAAAGCAGCAGGACCGUGGCCCUCGUGGACUGGAGUUGUCCAUCCUUGUUCUAGACGAGCGUGAGAUUGAGAAUAGACGUGAGAUUGAGAAUAAUUUCCAUGCUUGUGUGAUGGGGCCUAACUUCUCCUUUCUCACUCUCUCCUUGCAGCAAAACCAAGGAGCCUGCAGCCAGUGUAGGUAAGAAAAUUAUUUAAUUUAUACUGUAGUGUGCUCUUUUCACCAGCAGGGAGCAGCACUGAGCUGUAUAACAGGGCCUUGGGGAGAGGAAUGGCCAGGUUAAUGAAAUGAAAAACAAGCUGUUGGUUAGAUUGAUCCUACUGUAACAUGCCAUUGAUAAAUGAUAUGAGUAACGUGGUUAGAGUGGCUACUAUAAGUCCCACAUAGACUGACCUGCUCUCUCUGUUUAUGUGUUUGUUGUUCUACAGGGUUGAGGCGUGUGACACACUGUAAAGGUAGGCCCUCAGUCCAACCUCCUGGAAUAACAGUCUUAACCUCAACUGGAUAUGUCUUAGUCUAGCUCUACCAGUGGUGGCUGCUGAGGGGAGGACGGCUCAUAGUAAUGGCUGGAAUGGAGUCAGUGGAAUGGUAUCAAACACAUCAAAGACAUGGUUUCCAUGUGGUUGAUACCAUUCCACUGACUCCAUUCCAGCCAUUACUAUGAGCCGUCCUCCCUCAGCAGCCUCCACUGAGUUCUAUAUACUAUGACUGUAUUCUCCACCGCCUGUUACUGAUCUCAUGCAUUAUCUAUCUCAGAAGAGACAACGUCUGUCAAGUUUGUCAAGUUUAUGGAAUAAUUUCUACUAAAAGCUCAAAUCUAAUCUGUGGCAAAUACAUCUUCUGGUUUCUAAAGUACAAGUAAGCACUGUAUUUCAACACUUGUUUAUCCUUGUCUCUCAUUAACUCACCAUGUCUCAUCAUGACUUCUCUUCCCAUUCCCUCUCAACCACACAUCCACACCUUUCCCUCCCACCCCACACUUCAACCCCUCCCACCCAACACUUCAACCCCUCACCACCUCCUCACACCCCAACACUUCAACCCCUCACCACCUGCCACCUCACACCCCAACACUUCAACCCCUCAUCACCUGCAUCCUCCCACCCCAACACUUCAACCCCUCACCACCUCCUCACACCCUAACACUUCAACCCCUCACCACCUGCAUCCUCACACCCCAACACUUCAACCCCUCACCACCUGCACCCUCCCACCCCAACACUUCAACCCCUCACCACCUGCACCCUCCCACCCCAACACUUCAACCCCUCACCACCUCCUCCCACCCCAACACUUCAACCCCUCACCACCUGCAUCCUCACACCCCAACACUUCAACCCCUCACCACCUGCACCCUCCCACCCCAACACCCCAACACUUCAACCCCUCACCACCUCCUCCCACCCCAACACUUCAACCUCUCACCACCUCCUCACACCCCAACAUUUCAACCCCUCACCAACUCCUCACACCCUAACACUUCAACCCCUCACCACCUGCAUCCUCACUCCUCAACACUUCAACCCCUCACCACCUGCACCCUCCCACCCCAACACUUCAACCCCUCACCACCUGCACCCUCCCACCCCAACACUUCAACCCCUCACCACCUGCAUCCUAACACCCGAACACUUCAACCCCUCACCACCUCCUCCCACCCCAACACUUCAACCCCUCACCACCUGCUCACACUAACAUACCUCACUUCGUCCACUACUUUCACCCUCAACCUUUACCCCUCAUUUCACCUCUUCACUUAGUGACUAUGCAGAUCUAUCUGAGCCCCCAAACAAAAAGGACUGGGUCUUCUGAAGCAGCCAAAUCAGCCCCCACGGUCCCCAACUCCAGACCAACCAGAACCCCCACCCCCCCCUCAGACCAAAGGAGUCCCCCCGACCUUGGACCGGACCAAGGCAGAGACACGCAAAUCAACUCCUUCCUUCACCCUCCCCCUGCAGAAAAGCACCAAUCAAAAUACGUAUUCUCCUCUGGACACGUCCAAUUACAAAAGCCCCUUCAGAUCACCAAGCCAUUACUUCCAGAUCUGUUACUAGGCAAUAGAGUAGGCUAUGAGGAUGUAGAAGUUGCUCCUAACUACAGGUCUAGGGUCAGAUAUUGUUUUAAUCCUCAUAAUGGUUAGGGUUGGAUGUUGGGUAAUCUGAUCCUAGAUCUGUGGUUAAGGGCAACUUAUAUUUUUUGGGCCAUUACAAGUGUAGGCCUGUAAGUUAAAUCGGUUUUCCAGAUGUUUGAAAAUGUAUAGCAAUGUGAGGGAAUUAGAAGUGGAGGUUGUCUUCAGUAAUGUUUGAGAUGGACUGAUAGUUACAAAGUUUUGGUUUUGAUGUUUUUUGUUUGACCAGGAAAGAGAAUAGUGAGUUUAUUUGAUUGUUUUGUAGUAUUUCCUAGCACCAUCAGUGACCAUAGUCCUCUUCACUUGGUUCUCUGUAAGUUCUUACAUAUUUCUGUCUCAGUCAACUGGAAGCCUCUUUUUUUCUCCUGUUUCUUUCUGUCUUAAUGUCUCAUUUACGUUUGACAUUUUAGUAAUUUAGCAGACACUCGUAUCCAGAUUUGUUUGUUUUGUAGCUUUAUGUCAGUAAAAUAUGGAUGUAUGAGUUUUCAUUGAAAUCUCCCUGACUUUGGGGGAUGUACAGUAUGAGUGAAUUCUCUUAUUAGAUUCCUGUGUGUAUCUCUGUCUCUGUUGACAGCCAUUAAUAAACAUUUCAGUGAUCACCUGCUUCGACUACUGUUUCUUUCUCCUUUCUCUUACAACACAAAUUUUAAAAGUCAUUUAGCAGACGCUCUUAUCCAAAGCAACUUACAGGAGAAAUUAGGGUUAAGUGCCUUGCUCAAGGGCACAUCGUCAGAUUCAAACCAGUGACCAUUCGGUUACUGGCCCAACACUCUUAACCGUUAGGCUACCUGCCGCCCUACACCAUGCUGUAAUAAUAACAAUGUAAUAACAACAAAUACAUGUCCAUGGUGUUUGGAGUUCUACUGUUUGUGUGUGUGCGUGUAUGUGUUUGUACACAGUAUAUUUUAUAAGUUAUGUUAGCAACCUCCUGUGGAGAUUCAUAGUGGGGCAGACAGAAACUGUAGGUCUCAGCGUACAGUGCCUUCGGAAAGUAUUCAGACACCUUGACUUUUUCCACAUUUUGUUACGUUACAGCCUUAUUCAAACAUUUAUUAAAUCGUUUUUUCCCCUCAUCAAUCUACAUACAAUACCCCUGUUGGGUUCUAUUUUUCUCAUAAUUGGAUCUGUAUGUGAUGAAUAACUUAGAAGGAAUGCAUUAAUGAGGAGCAUAGGUUUGUACUAUACUGAUAUAAAUUGUUUCACAUAACAGGCUGUGAUUCAUGUAAGGAACGUUAGGGGUAGGACAGAUAAGACUUGUAUUUCUCACAGAUACGAACACUCUCUCUUUGUUGUCUGUGAACCGUCCUUGAACGUAGUACAGUGGAAUGGUGUCUUUUGGGUGCUGACUCCACAGGUUGUUAUGAUAAACUUGUGCCUGGCAACAGUGUGCAACAAAUGGAGCGCCGAGGAGUUGGGACCAACCCCUGCGCCAACGGAUUGGCUGAGUAAAGUCUAAACCACACUCAGUCCUUUACUCUGAUUGGCCAACAGAAGAGGUGGGAACUCUCUGUCAGAGUAUUUGAGAAAGAACCUGUAAACAAUAGUUUAGUUCUCUGUCUGCCCUGCGUGGUUUUUCAGUGAGCCCGUAUAGGAACCUUCAUACUUAUCAUACAUACAUUUUGCAUAUAAUAAAUUAAGCUUGGAUUGAAGAUCUCUUGAUUCUUAUUCCAAUACCAGAUUUGAAUUACGCAAUUUCUAACACCCCAUAAUGACAAAGCAAAAACAGUUUUUUAGACAUUUUUGCUAAUUUAUUAAAAAUAAAAAACUGAAAUAUCAAAUUUACAUAAGUAUUCAGACCCUUUACUCAGUACUUUGUUGAAGCACCUUUAGCAGUGAUUACAGCCUCGAGUCUUCUUGGGUAUGACGCUACAAGCUUGGCACACCUGUAUCUGGGGAGUUUCUCCCAUUCUUCUCUGCAGAUCCUCUCAAGCUCUGCCAGGUUGGAUGCGGAGCGUUGCUGCACAGCUAUUUUCAGGUCUCUCCAGAGAUGUUCGAUCGGGUUCAAGUCUGGGCUCUGGCUGGGCCACUCAAGGACAUUCAGAGACUUGUACCGAAGCCACUCCUGCGUUGUCUUGGCUGUGUGCUUAGGGUCGUUGUCCUGUUGGAAGGUGAACCUUCCUGAGGUCCUGAGCACUCUGGAGCAGGUUUCAUAGAAGGAUCUUUCUGUACUUUGCUCUGCUCAUCUUUGCCUCGAUCCUGACUAGUCUCCCAGUCCCUGCCGCUGAAAAACAUCCCCACAGCAUGAUGCUGCCACCACCAUGCUUCACCGUAGGGAUGGUGCCAGGUUUCCUCCAGACGUGACGCUUGGCAUUCAGGCCAAAGAGUUCAAUCUUGAUUUCAUCAGACCAGAGAAUCUUGUUUCUCAUGGUCUGAGUCUUUAGGUGCCUUUUGGCAAACUCCAAGCGGGCUGUCAUGUGCCUUUUACUGAGGAGUGGCUUCCGUCUGGUCACUCUACCAUAAAGGCCUGAUUGGUGGAGUGCUGCAAAGAUGGUUGUCCUUCUGGAAGGUUCUCCCAUCUCCACAGAGGAACUCUAGAGCUCUGUCAGAGUGACAAUCGGGUUAUUGGUGUCACCUCCCUGACCAAGACCCUUCUCCCCCUAUUGCUCAGUUUGGCCGGGCGGCCUGCUCUUGGAAGAGUCUUGGUGGUUCCAAACUUCUUCCGUUUAAGAAUGAUGGAGGCCACUGUGUUCUUGGGGACCUUCAAUGCUGCAGACAUUUUUUGGUACCCUUCCCCAGAUCAGUGCCUCGACACAAUUCCUUCGACCUCAUGACUUGGUUUUUGCUCUGACAUGCACUGGCAACUGGUGGGACCUUAUAUAGACAGGUGUGUGCCUUUCCAAAUCAUGUCCAAUCAAUUGAAUUUACCACAGGUGGACUCCAAUCAUGUUGUAGAAACAUCUCAAGGAUGAUCAAUGAAAACAGGAUGCACCGGAGCUCAAUUUCGAGUCUCAUAGCAAAGGCUCUUAAUACUUACAGUACGUAAAUAAGGUAUUUCAGUUUUUAAUUUUUAAUAAAUGUGUAAAUUUUUUUACAAAAACUGUUUUCCAUUUCUUUAUGGGGUAUUGUGUGUAGAUUGCUGAGGGGUUUUUUUUCUCCUUGUUUUCAUCCAUUUUAGAAUAAGACUAACGUAACAAAAUGUGGAAAAAGUCAAGAGGUCUGAAUACUUUCCGAAGGCACUGUACUUGAGGGUCAGGAGGCUAGAUGUAUGCUAUCCAACUCGGUGACAACAUGACAUUGGGUAGACUAGUGUUGCACCCCCCUUGAACUUAGUGUGUUGUCUUCACACUUGCAACAUGGAGUUCUCUAAGUGGACAAGGGAUGCUCUCUGCUGGCCAGAAGAUAAUACUGUCUUUGUUGUUUCCUUUCCCAGAUACUUUAAGCCCCAUGCAAUCUUUGUAAUUUUUUAAUCAUCACUGUAUGUCUAAUAAUCACGGUGUUUGUUUAUUUAAUGAAAAUAUUUACAUACACAGCCCUGAUUGACUGAUAGGAUGGUCUAGAGCCCACCCCCUUUCCCAGACGAACAGUCAUUGGCCUAUUAUAAUCAGAUCACAUUGUGAAUAUCAUGAUGUGGGCCGAAAAUUCCUGAACAGGCUGAAAUUCCAUGCAAUUGUUUUGUUAGACAAAAAGGGCAUUAUCAUAAUUUUCACAAUUUCAUUGUUAUUUUGACCUCAUUGUGUGGAUUCUUUAAAAUAUAUAUUUGUUACUUUAAAAUCACGAUUUUUAACUGCACUGCCCCUUUAAGUUGGCUCAACUUCAAUGACAUUUAUUUAAUGGUAUCUGAAGAAUCAGUGGCUUGAAAAUCAAGGCUAGACAGUGGAAGUGAAAGUCUAUGUGACCACACCAACAUCUUAGUUGGGUACAGAUCACUCACACCUGCCAUCUUGCAGGCUAUGUUCAAUGAUUCCGUCGAUGUCCCAUUGAUGUUAUAUCCUUGGCCCCGUACUUUGCCUGCAUGCAGGUCAGAAGAUCUUAGUUGUGUAAAAUAAAGGUUAAAUAAAUAAAUACAAUAAAAAUAGGUUUCAGGUGUCCUAAUAGCCCCUAACCCAAAACCUAGCCUACAAAAGGGCAAGGCAUUACCUUGUAUUUGACCUUACAACCCCAUCUGUUUACCUGUCAGAGGGGAACAGGCAAACAGCUGGCCAUCACACCUAUAGUGUAGCCAACUGAGAUGGGUUCAACAAGGAUGGAUAUGACAGGGACAUCCAAUUCCUCUCAUCAUGGAUUUAAGUAGGCCUACUACUGGUUUUCAUUAAGUGCUAGACAUGUUACAUUAUCACCUGGUGGUGUUGACAGGGUCACAGACUUAGUGGUCACACUUCAAAAAAUAAACCCUGAGUUUGGACCCUCCCCCCCCCCCCCCCCCCCCUCCCCCCCCCCUCAAUUCAAUUCAAUUCAAUUUGCUUUAUUGGCAUGACGUUACAAUGUACAUAUUGCCAAAGCUUACUUUGGAUAUUUACACUAUGAACAUCAUUAAAAUAAUAAUAAUCAAUAUUGUCAACGGGACAACAUUAACAACAAUAUCCAAGGGUCACAAUAACCAUUGAACAAUAACAAUAUAGAGGACGUGCAGGUUGGUUGGUCUGUCAGACACCGUUCCUCAUCUUAUGGCAGGCAGCAAUGUAGUGCGCUGUCAACAGGACCGGUAGCCUAUUCUCAUCAGAGAGGUCUUUUGAAACUUUGGGAAAUAACACUCUCUAAUUAUUUUAUAUUCUCAGGUCUUUGAAACUUGGGGAAAUAACACUCUCUAAUUAUUUUAUAUUCUCUCUCUCUCUCUCUCUCUCUCUCUCUCUCUCUCUCUCUCUCUCUCUCUCUCUCUCUCUCUCUCUCUCGCUGCCACGCUCCCAGUGAUGGACGAAGGGAAGAUGGCACCUCAGAAGCCGCUGUCAGCCACACGGACCGGUAUCUCGUCAGGACAGUUCUCCGUAGCGCUCUGAAAUGGCACCAAAAACACCUGCACCACCUCGAGAGCGACUGGAGACAGAUUCGUUUUAAAAGAGACUAA
Molecule: messenger RNA, 13539 nt
Organism: Coregonus sp. 'balchen'
Lineage: Eukaryota; Metazoa; Chordata; Actinopteri; Salmoniformes; Salmonidae
Source: the annotation of a GenBank genome assembly